This is a messenger RNA of Trichobilharzia szidati, 1769 nucleotides long. The record is from the annotation of a GenBank genome assembly. Lineage: Eukaryota; Metazoa; Platyhelminthes; Trematoda; Strigeidida; Schistosomatidae.
GCCGAAUUCAGCAGCGGGCAAUAUAAUCUCUUCAUUUUUCAAGGUCUUAUGAGACAUUCUAACCUGUCGGCAAUUCUUGGAGACAAUUAUUGUAGAGGGCAAUGAGCCUACUGAUCGAUGACAGCAAUCACCGUCCAAUAAGAAGCCACUUCAAAUGGUCCUUUGGUCGUCAUAAGUCUGACAAUGUUAACACCGCGAAUGCCUUCAUUCCACCUCGAUACAUGUUCAGCUAUGAAACAACCGAUUCAAAUGUCAAACAGAUUGAAUUCACAAAGCCAUCUGAACUGCUGUAUCCCAAUGGUGCAGGCGAUCGACAAGAAACAUUUGAUUUCAGCACAGCUUUCUCUUUUUGUUCUGAAAACAAGUUAGACGGCAAUGAUCUUGAUGUGGCAAACAAUUACAAAACAAUAUUCACGUAUUCAGAUCCUAUAUGUAAUGUAGAUUAUCAAUUAUCAACAUAUGAUUAUACGGAUAGUGCACAAAGAAAAUACUUGGACAGUCGGGUCUACUAUGCAAUCAUUGCUUUAUCCGGCUUACUGCUGGUCCUAUUCUUUCCAUUCUUGUGCUGGUUUUAUGUGAAGCAUCUUAUUAAAAGUGAACGAAUGAUUGUCUUUCGACUUGGCAAGAGAAUGAAAGCUAAAGGUCCAGGCUGGGUAUUUAUGCUCCCCAUAUGUGAUCGUUUUCAUCGAAUUACUCUUGACGAGCAAACAGUGAAAAUAAAACCUGUAUCUGGUGGUACACAAGAUGAAGCGGUUGUUGAAGUCACGUGCUCGUCAACAUUCUAUCUACUUGAACCAGAAUAUGCCUACAGUAUGACAAGUAAAAGUCCAGUGGAGAUUGUUUCAACACAAACUCAGUUAUGCAUUCUUUCAGCACUGUCACACUUGGAAUGGAAUUAUUUAGAACAUGGUAAUGCUAAAAUCGACCUGGCUAAUGAAACAAAGGGUACACUGAAUACACGUUGCAGUGCGUAUGGAAUUCAUGUAAAAGAAGUUGAAAUUGGAGACUUAGUUCUGCUCCGUCCACCACCGCCAGUGAACAAGAACAAAUCGCAUAUUGAACUUGUUAGUAAACAUUUGCAACAAUUGUCAUGUGUACUGUUGAACACUCGUGAGACAUCGUCACAGUUUAGUAAAAUGUCUGGCUUGAGCAUACAGCAACAACAACAACAGCAAGAACAAGAAACAUCGUCUACAAUCAACACGGGGAUGAUUUCUCAACACUCUGAGUCAUUAUCCUCUUCUACAAUCACACCUGGUGAAUCCACCACCACCAACAACAACAACUCCACGAUAUCUACUAUCGAAUCACAAAAACAAUUUCACUACAAGCCAAUCAAUUCCCUGCAACAUUUAUGGCUCUCGCAUAAUCAUCCAUCCUUGUCAAGAGCGAUAACUCGUGCUCAAGGUCUGCUUAAUAGUGAUAUUGCUUGUGAAGCAUUGGAGCGUGCAUUACUACAACUGGUUAUAUCAACGUCAUCAGCGCAAAUCAAAUUCACCAAAGAUAAUUUACCCUCGGUAGAUUCAGCAGAGAGUUUAGGCUACACUCUCCUGUAUUUAGAUGCCAACAGUGGUAAAGUUGGCGUAGGCAGUAUUGCACUGGAUAAACAACCAAAUGCUACCCUCUACAUUCACAUCAAUGAUCUAAUCGAUGUUGUUGAAGGUCGUCUGGAUGUACUGAAGGCGAUAGAAUCUGGUCAAGUCUUUAUGACUGGUUCGUUGUCGGUGCUGAGUAAAAUGCGUCACCUACUUUAUCUAUCACCAGCUUGA